This is a messenger RNA of Cynara cardunculus var. scolymus (artichoke), 1335 nucleotides long. RefSeq names its product crocetin glucosyltransferase, chloroplastic-like. NCBI's taxonomy places the organism in Eukaryota, Viridiplantae, Streptophyta, Magnoliopsida, Asterales, Asteraceae. Gene Ontology annotation, molecular function: UDP-glycosyltransferase activity. The record is from RefSeq and is a predicted model, not a curated record. The transcript has a single exon. Bases 1 to 1335 code for a protein of 444 amino acids.
AUGGACCAGCACCAUUUCCUUCUGGUAUCAUUACCAUUCCAAAGCCACAUUAACCCCACUCUCCGACUAGCCACCAAGCUCACACGCGCCGGUGCUCGAGUCUCCUUCGCUACCACCGUCAACGGCCUCAACAACCUCAAGACUCGCCCUCCCCUACCUGCCGUAUCUUACGAUUCCUUCUCUGAUGGCAACGAAGCCCAAGCCAACGCCACCUUCGGACAACCACCCUCCUUUCAACAAAUCGAGCUUAUUGGCUCCAUUAGCCUCAAAAACCUCUUGUUAUCAAAAGCGAAACAAGGCCAAAAAGUAGAUUUCUUAAUCUACGGCAUGUGUCUACCAUGGGUGGCUAAGGUGGCGCGUGAGCUUCACUUGCCGUCGGCCUUUUUCUUUUUCCAAUCAGCAGCUUCCUUCUCUGUGGUGGUAUACCAGUUCUUCAAAGGUGAUGGUGGAAUGGUGAAUUCCGAUAUUGACCCCAACGGUUUAUUACAAAUACCAGGAUUGCCCUUGUUGAGAUAUGACGAAAUCCCUGAUCAGUUUCUGCGACCCACGGACGCGCUGUUCCCUGUUUUCCGAGAACACAUAGAAACCCUAGAAAAAGACCCAAAUCCAUGCAUACUAAUCAACACUUUUGAUGGUUUAGAAGAAGAAUCGAUUAGAUCAAUACGUGAUCGUAUAAACAUAUUCUCCGUUGGGCCAUUAGUUCCCGGAGAAACAGAGGAUUCCGAUCGAGAAACGUAUCUCCGGUGGCUAGAUUCAAAGCCUGCGAAAUCGGUGAUUUACGUGUCGUUUGGGAGCAUCGCGAAGUUAGGGAAAAAGCAACAGGAGGAGAUACUUGAAGGAUUAAUCGAAUCUGGACAUCCAUUUUUGUGGGUUAUUCGCAACCACGGUGAAGACGAUGAAGCGGCGAAGAGUUACAGGGCGUCGACGGUGGCGGAAGAUGAUGGAUUAAUAGUGAGAUGGUGUUCGCAGGUGGAGGUGUUGAACCACUUUGCAAUCGGGUGUUUCGUGUCGCAUUGUGGGUGGAAUUCGAUAUCGGAAAGUAUGGUAGGUGGGGUGGCGAUGGUGGGGUGUCCGCAGUUUGCAGAUCAGAAGAUGAAUAUAAAGAUGGUGGAGGAAGUGUGGGGGAAUGGGGUGAAGGCGGUGGCGGACGGUGGGGGUGAAGGUGUGGUAGGGCGGGAAGAGAUAAAGAGGUGUUUGAAGGUGGCGAUGGAAAGUGAAGAGAUAAAGAGAAACUGUGAGAGAUUGAAAGCCAUGGCCAUGGAAGCUGUGGCCGACGGCGGGUCAUCGGAUACGAAUUUAAAACGGCUUUUCGAAAGCCUCAAUUGUAUUUCAUAA